CCCACCCCAACUCCACCCCCCACACCACCUCCCACUACAAGUACCCUCCAUUUUCUCUCUCACUACCUAAACUCCCAAAACCCAAAUACACCCUUUUCUCUCUCAAAAAAAAAGGAAAAAAAACAGAGCUUCAAAUUUAGUACUGAAGAGAAGUCUUUCAAACUGGCUAUUUUUGAAAAUCAAGAUUCUACAGUUCUUGAAAUCAAACAAAAGAAGAGAAGAAUUAUGGGUGAUGGAGGACCUGAUGAAGAAGAAAAUAAUUGGCCAGCAUGGUUAAAGGCAUUGCUUAAAGAAAGAUUUUUUGUUCAAUGCAAAUUACAUAUUGAUUCUCAUAAGAGUGAAUGCAAUAUGUAUUGCCUUGAUUGUAUUAAUGGCCCUCUUUGUUCUCUCUGUUUAUCCCAUCACAAACACCAUAUUGCCAUUCAGAUAAGGAGGUCAUCAUACCAUGAUGUGAUAAGGGUGAAUGAGAUUCAAAAGUAUUUGGACAUUUCUUUAGUCCAAACAUACAUUAUCAACAGUGCUAAAGUUGUCUUUUUGAAUGAAAGGCCACAACCUAGGCCAGGCAAAGGUGUCACAAAUACAUGUCAAGUUUGUGAAAGGAGCCUUCUUGAUUCCUUCAAAUUCUGCUCUCUUGGUUGUAAGGUUAUUGGAACCUCAAAGGACUUUGUAAAGAAGCCGAGUCGGUUGAAGGCGGUAGCAUCGGACUCCGAUGACUCUUACAGCAGCAACAACCACGGUCGAUACGCCAUCAACAAGGUCCAAAGUUUUAUUCCGUCGACGCCCCCUCCAACUUCUAUUAAUUACAAAACGGCCAAGCGAAGAAAAGGAAUUCCACAUAGAGCCCCAAUGGGAGGACUACUCAGAGAAUAUUAAGUCUUAAAUUAAUAUACACAAAAUGAAAUAUAAAACUUUAGUUCUUACAAUUACUAAAAAAAAUACUAGUGCCUUUCUCCCCCCAAAAGGCCAGUGUUUGAUAGCUUUUGUCUAUAAAGAGCAAUAAUGUAAAUGAAAAGUUAGAGGGUGAAAAUUGAAAACAAGAAAAAAAAUGAAAGGACUAAAUGGGUUAAGUUAGAAGUUGGGAUUAGAUAAUGAUUUAUAUUUUUAUGUAUUCAUGAUGAUAAUAUAAUACUUUGUUUGUUUGUUUGA
This is a messenger RNA of Solanum dulcamara, 1146 nucleotides long. RefSeq lists its product as uncharacterized. The record is from RefSeq and is a predicted model, not a curated record. NCBI's taxonomy places the organism in Eukaryota, Viridiplantae, Streptophyta, Magnoliopsida, Solanales, Solanaceae. The transcript is spliced from 4 exons. The annotation marks the transcript as partial.